Colletotrichum paranaense is the source of this 1449-nucleotide messenger RNA. RefSeq lists its product as uncharacterized. The record is from RefSeq and is a predicted model, not a curated record. Lineage: Eukaryota; Fungi; Ascomycota; Sordariomycetes; Glomerellales; Glomerellaceae. The transcript has a single exon. The coding region runs from base 1 to 1449 and encodes 482 amino acids.
AUGGCGUUUUGGGUGGUCGGCGGGGAGGCAAGGCCACUUUCCCAAGGUGAUGGCCACGUCCUCAAUUCCGAUCUCUACGUUGUGGGUGGCAAAAGGAGGAUUGGUCACGCUGAUGAGCGCGACAUCUACGACAGCAACUUUGAGUACGCACACGACGACAUGCCCUUCCAGAAAAGGGCCCGUGUAUCACAUUUCCCGUCCGACUCGGAUUCUGCUUGUCCACCGCGGGGAUCGAUUCCCGUUCAGAAUCUGUCCUUUUUAGUAAUCCGAGAACAAACAUCGCCAACGCCCGAGCCGGCUGAAGCCGAUGUCACCUCAUCGCAAAUGGAGCGCACCGCCUCUGGCUUGUCCAUCUCGUCCGAUACAGACAUUUACAGCGCCGCCAGCGAGGACGAUUUAAGGCUACUCGACGACGAUGUUGCGGCUAGCCUUGUCGAAAAUCGGUUGCAGCUUUGCCGACGUCGUACCAAGGAUUCUCAGCAUGAACGAAUCCUGAGAUCACUCAUCCGACCACGAUCUCGGCAUGCCGAGUUCUCCAUCGAUAAUGAUGCGCUGGAAAGCAUUUUCUCCGCCGCAAACGAGAUCUUCUUUCACAACAGUCUAUCACAGCGCGUCACUUGGGAUUGGUCCCAUGCAUCUAGCGCCCAGUACAUGGACCACAUCAUCGGUACUACAGCCCUUCGACGCUCUAAAAUGGGAGGCUUCGAGACUCUCAUUGUCUUAUCGAACCCAAUCUUGAAGGACAAGCAGUACAACCGACGACUUCUCAUCUCUACCUUCUUACAUGAGCUCAUUCAUAGCUACCUUUUUAUCAAAUGCGGCGUUAAGGCUCGUCAAUGUGGCGGUCAUACCGCUGGCUUUCGACGGAUUGCGGAGCUCAUUGAUCUUUGGGCUGGGCCGGACAACUUGCACCUACGGAACAUGGAGGCGGAUCUGGACCACUUCCGUGAGGACGAAGACCAUGUUCCUGAAGGCGAUGUGCACCGUAUGGGCAGACCCUGCAGACACAACUUCCCCGCCUUUCAAGAGCACCUCAACCCCCGUCACCACACAUACCACGACAACCAGACUUACGAGAGGUCUCGAUAUAGAUCUCAGGAACGAUGGGAGUAUCACAUCAAUGACCAUCGCGAGUACUUUCCAGUCAGCAGGGAGAGCAGUCCCACAUCUACGACCAUAACGACGACUGAGGAAGACUACGACGAAGUGGAGCCACUUGAAGAAGGUGAGAUCCGCGAGACACGUGGCCGACUCUUCUUCCCUGGCAAUUAUGUUUCCAGCAGGCAGUCAUCUGCCCACGAACGAAACUUUUAUGACUCAUACGACGGGCAAUGGGCCCGUAUUGAUGACCGAGGGGGGAUUGUCGUCUUGGGUUACGACAACGCUCCACAGCAGGCCAUCCCGUCAUACGUUAGGGGAUGCCGAAAUGCGUCUCCCACAUGUGUAUAG